CCGUAGCACCCAGAAUAGAGGAGCCUCACAUUUGAAGCAGCGGCUUGUUAGUUUCACCACCAUGAUUGUGACCAUAGGUUCAGGCUAUAGGGGUUGAGACGCAUGCCCGCUCACUGUGCCACAUUCUGCAGCUCUGGAGGGAAGCAGGGGAAAGAAGCCAGAGACACUUGCAGCCGGCCACUGAAACCAGCAGUGAGUGUCCUGUCGUCAGCGUCAGUUAAGAAAAUUUUGCAGCAGAGCCUGUGUAGAUGUGCAGGUAUUUGAGGAAAGAGGUCAAGUUAAACAAGAGAGUCCAAGAGUUCAGACUGAGGUGAAGCGUUGAGCAACAGCUCUCAAUGUUUACAUCUGUCCUUGAUGUAGGAGUGCAUGCAUAGUUUGAACCUGCAGUCUCUAUAUGACCAUAUACACACAGUCAUCCACCCUAUACUCACCAUUAAACCAAUCACGCUCCACCGCCUGGCCACCAUUACCUUUACUGAACCAUCCAGCCUCACCUACAGCUGCCAACUGUUGCUGUCAGUAUGAAUGGGGAGCCCCUCUCAGCCCUGUGUUCCCCUGCUCUGGUGGUGGAUGUGGACAAAGUGAAGAGAAAUGCCCAGAGGAUGACUGAACGCUGUCAGAAGCUGGGGGUCCAGCUUCGUCCUCACAUGAAGACACACAAGACCCUUGAGUGUGCUGACAUAAUGACGGGUGGAUCACGGAGGUGCAUCGUGGUAUCAACACUUGCAGAGGCCUGUUUCUAUGCUGACCAUGGAUAUGAUGACAUCCUAUAUGCAUACUCUGUUCCCUUUGAUAAGGUAGAGCAUUGUGCAGCUCUGUCAGAGAGGCUGGAUCUCUUCCAGGUUUUACUGGAUCACCCCGAUGCUCUGGAAAAGCUCAGAAAGAGACCACUGAGAGACGGCCGGCAGUGGCACGUCUGGCUGAAGCUGGACUGUGGCAAUGGGAGAGCUGGUGCGCUGUACUCGGAUCCCGCUGCGUUCAGAUUGGCUCAGGACAUCGCUGAGACAGAGGGCGUGCAGCUAACGGGAGUGUACGCUCACUGUGGGAACACCUACAACUGCAGGGGAGAGGAGCAAGUACAGGCUGUUGCCCGGGAAACCACCAGCUUGACUCUAGAGUUUGUGGAAAAACUGAAGGCCGUUGGCAUCACCUGUAAAUCCAGCAUUGGCUCCACCCCCUCCUGCAGUCACCCAGUCAAAGACAUGGAGCAGCUCAGUGAGGUGCAUCCUGGAAACUACGUCUUCUUUGAUGUGCAGCAGUCUGUGAUUGGCUCAUGCAGUCUGGAGGACGUGGCUGUGAGGGUUUUGACACGAGUCAUUGGACACUGUCCUCACAGGAACCAGCUCCUGAUCGACUGCGGAUGGUCUGGACUCAGUCUGGAUGGAGCUGGAAAACUUCCCACUGGAUAUGCUGUGAUUGAAGGACAUCCGAACCUCAAGUUGUUGUCUAUGACCCAGGAGCAUGGCAGAGUGGAGCCUAUCUCAGGAGAGCUAGACUACAGCAAACACCCCCUCGGCUCUCUCCUCAUGCUGAUCCCCUUCCAUUCUUGUGCAACGGCCAUGAUGCACCCUGUGUACCAUGUGCACUCCGAGGGCCUUCUUCUGGGAACAUGGACACCUACUCGUGGCUGGUGAACGACUUCUUGGAUCAACUUUUGAUGCCUGUAUUUGAAUUCAAAACCAGUGGCAGAGGAAUAUUCACCUCUUCUUUCUCUGCCCCUCUGGGGGUAAUAAAGACAUAUGAGAAGUAGAAUAUAGUUCUUAUUCCCCAGAGUCUCUGCAGUGAUGUGGGAAAAGAAAUGUAGAAAAAAUACACAUAAACUUUUUAAAUGUCUGAAUAAAUCAAAGCCU
Messenger RNA from Paralichthys olivaceus (Japanese flounder), 1850 nucleotides. RefSeq names its product D-serine dehydratase. Lineage: Eukaryota; Metazoa; Chordata; Actinopteri; Pleuronectiformes; Paralichthyidae. Gene Ontology annotation, molecular function: D-serine ammonia-lyase activity. The record is from RefSeq and is a predicted model, not a curated record. Gene Ontology annotation, biological process: D-serine catabolic process.